GGCGUUGCCGCUGGUGUUGGCGGAGAAAUAUCUUUUUGUUCACAGAAAACAAGAUUAUCUUCUUACCCAAAAAGAUGAAACCAACUGGGUUACUUUCAAAAGACAACCAAGUGAGCACCGCAGACUAAUGAGUAGGAUCAAUAAGAACGUGAUUUUGGCGCUUUUAACUUUGACAAGUUCUGCAUUUCUGCUGUUUCAGUUGUACUACUACAAGCACUAUUUAUCAGCAAAGAAUGGAGCUGGUUUAUCAAAAUCCAAAGGAAGCCGAAUUGGAUUUGAUGGCACACAGUGGCGCACAGUUAAAAAAUUUAUUAUGCUAACAUCCAGUCAAAAUGUACCUGUGUUCCUUAUUGAUCCUUUGAUUCUGGAAUUGAUUAAUAAAAACUUUGAACAAGUCAAGAAUGCUUCUCAUGGCUCCGCUUCAGAAUGCAAGUUUUUCUGUGUUCCAAGAGACUUUACUGCAUUUGCACUACAGUAUCACCUAUGGAAGAAUGAGGAAAGCUGGUUUCGGAUAGCUGAAAAUAUGGGAUUUCAGUGCCUAAAGUUCGAGAGCAAGGACCCCCGGCUAGAUGGGAUAGACUCACUUUCUGGAACUGAAAUCCCCCUGCACUACAUCUGCACAUUGGCCAGUCAUGCUGUCCACUUGGUGGUCUUCCAUGAAAGGAGCGGCAACUACCUUUGGCAUGGCCAUCUACGGCUCAAAGGACACAUUGACAGGAAGUUUGUUCCUUUUCGAAAGUUACAGUUUGGUCGUUAUCCUGGAGCUUUUGACAGGCCAGAGUUACAACAAGUUACUAUUGAUGGAUUAGAAGUUCUCAUUCCAAAAGAUCCAAUGCACUUUCUGGAAGAAAUACCACACUCUAGAUUUAUUGAGUGUAGGUAUAAAGAAGCUCGAGCAUUCUUUCAGCAAUACCUUGAUGAUAACACUGUGGAAGCUAUGGCCUUUCGGAAGAGUGCAAAGGAAUUGUUGCAACUAGCAGACAAAACAUUAAAGAAAUUGGGAGUACGGUUCUGGCUGAGCAGUGGAACUUGUCUAGGAUGGUAUCGGCAGUGCGGCAUUAUUCCUUAUAGUAAAGAUGUUGACCUAGGAAUUUUUAUACAAGAUUACAAAUCUGAUAUUAUUUCAGCAUUUCAAGAUGCAGGACUCCCACUCAAACACAAAUUUGGGAAGGUAGAAGACAGCUUGGAACUAUCUUUCCAGGGAAAAGAUGAUGUAAAACUUGACAUUUUUUUCUUCUAUGAAGAGACUGACUAUAUGUGGAAUGGAGGCACUCAGGCCAAAACAGGAAAAAAAUUUAAAUACCUGUUUCCCAAGUUUACACUGUGCUGGACCGAGUUUGUAGACAUGAAGGUUCGUGUGCCCUGUGAAACCAUCGAGUACAUCGAAGCCAACUAUGGUAAGACCUGGAAGGUUCCUGUGAGGACAUGGGACUGGAAACGCUCUCCCCACAAUGUGCAGCCCAAUGGAGUCUGGCCCAUUUCUGAGUGGGAUGAGGUUAUCCAGUUGUACUGACACAGUAGGUUGAAAUGGUGGAAUUCCCCUCCUGCACAAAAGGGAGAUGACUGUUUAAAAAGAUACGUGUCUAGUUGUCAAACAUAAGUAGGAGCCAAAGAAAAAUGACAAGUUUGAAGAUACAGAGAGAGUCCUAACUCCUGAGCCAACUGAUUUAAUUCUCUCAUUUUACAUUUAUUAAAGUCUCCAUGUACCAGGUACAAUGCUAGGUUACAGUGGAGAAGCAGAGAUGAGUGAGACAGAUGCCUGCCUCUUUUCCCCCUACCUUUGGUAAGCACCCCAGUUUUCCUUUGAGGGAAACACCCUCACCCUUUGAAGAGCUUAUAUAGAAUAUGAAAUGCUCUGUAAGUGCUUUCAAAAUGUUAAAUAAUUAACAUUUUGGAAGAUGGGCUUACCAGGUGCAGCUAAGGAAGGAUAUACUAGUAAAAACAAUAACCUGUGUAAGCUUGUAUGUUAGGGCUACUUUUAAGGUGUGGAGGCUGAGUUAAUAUUCAAGUGAUCAGACUUUAGGUGACAUCAAGAAAAGAUGCUAGCAGAUUCCUGUUACAAGCACCCUGAUGUGGAAUUGAUUUAGAGCACAGAGCAUUAUAUAAGAGAAUGACAGCUUAUUUCUAGCCUUGUCAAAGGUACGUAAAUUUCCAUACACCUUCUAUUUUCAUAUCUGAAGUGAAAAGAAAGCUUAUGCUUGUGUGAUGCUUAAAUUUCCAGCCAUUGUGAGAAUAUUUUCACUGACCUGAUAAUACUUGUUUGACAAAUCACUCAAGUGAGACCAUGCUACCAGACAUGAUAUUGAAAGGGUGGUGAUUUCAUAAAACAUAUUUUCCUUACUUCAUUCUCAAUCAAUAGGUAAACUAUGAGCAAUUCAUGGUCAUUUAAUAUUUUCUGAGUUUAUAACCCUUGUACUCCAAUUCUAAUGUUAACCCUAAAGUGUUAAUAGCAAUACCUCCACUUUUUCUAAAGGUACUCCUCAGUGUAUUCAUUCAUCAAUCAUAGUUCCAUAUCUUUCACUUAUAGCCUAUAAACCAAUUUCCAUGGUAUGUAAACCUGCCUGUUCACUCUCCUCUUCCAGCACUACAUCAGGACUCCGAAACACAGAUAAGUGGCAAACCUGGCAGCUGUUUCCCACCCCAGAUCAUAGUAUUUGCAAAGUUUGUAUUGGUUCCUAGUUGUCCUAUCUAUUGAAUAUCAAUGGGGCAAGAACUCAGACAUCCCUACUUUGUCAAGUAGCACCCACUCUGAAACCCUCCAGUUUCCUUUUUCCCCUCAAGAUAUGUCCCUGAGUGGACUGGGAUGGCUGUGUCUCCCUAUCUCUUCACGAGUCACUUUAAUUAUGCAUUGUAAGUGACAGGUAAAGGGAUAUUAGGCACAGAGCAUUGCUAUCUUUUUCUUUGCCCAGGAUAGGAAGCUAAGUCUUAUAUUUUAUGUAGGUUGCUUAGGACUACUUUCUGGACCAGAUUGGCAGAUUUUCGUGAAAACUAGAGAAUAAUAGGAAUGUCAGAAAUGGAAACCAGAAGGUCUGAGAGAAUGGGCUGAUAGUUUUCCUAAAACAAAGUUGGGGAAACCUACAAGCUACAACCACCCCACUCCAAAUUUUAAAAACAGCAAAAACUUUUUUUUGAUAAAUGGUAAGCAAUGACCUUCCUCUCUUAGGAUGAGCUUUCAGUGCAUAGUCACUGGGUCUUCUUAUAAAGACCUAACAUAAUUUAGGUUUUCAGGUAACCUUUAUAGAUUACCAGUAAACUUGUCCCCAAAUGACAGGCCAUUGUAAUCAGCUUUCUUUUUGCUAGAAAAUCAGCCCAUGGACAUCAUACCCAAAUUCUAAAUAGUUGAACCUAAUUUUUUUUUUAUGGUUGAAAAAAUGUAACAGGUAAUAAUAGUGUUCCCGGGCAAAAUCCACCCUGUUUACUGAGGACCAUUUGCUCGUACUUAGCGUCUAGAAGUGCGCACACUGCACGUUUCUGCCCAUUUCACAUUGGGACUCCCACUGUUUGCCAGGGGGCGUCUUACCCACCCCCUGUUUAGGUUAUUUCUUUUUAUCUGUCCCCGGCGUUCAAGGUCUUGAAGCAUUCAAAUAUCUAAGCUAACUUGGCCGCGUGGACAGAGGUUCCAUAUACAUCCCUCUGUAGACCACUGGCUGCUAGAAUACCUUUUUUGACUGCCUUCUGGUUUCACAGAGUUCAGACAUUGGGUCCUACCCUAACUUGGGAGAAUGAAAGCCCUUCCCCAAACUCUGAAGGCCAGGCUUGCUCUGUUACAGAUUCAGCUACACUUCAUCCUAUACUUCUUAAUUGUUGCACUCUGCUGAGUGUCCAGAGACCUUGGAUCUACCAUCAACACCUUAUCAGAUCACUUUUCUCUCCUCACCUGAGUAUUCCAAUAAUAAUUCUCCUAACCUGUCCACUUCCAGGUACAGUUUGCCUGGCUUACCAGGAGAAAACCUCUUAUAUUAACUUGUUUAGCACCCAUGGAUGUCCCCAGAGAGGUCCUGAGAGUCAAGACUGACAACCUCUCACUUGACAACCAGGUGACCACUCAGUCCUUCUCUAAGCAGGGAGCACUUGUCCCUGUCUCCUCUGCUGCAGCUACUGACAUCUGGAUCCUGGAAUAAAACCUCAGUUCUCCAAAUUGAGCAUCCCUGAGAAGCUGGGCAGUGGGGCAAACCCUGAAAUAUGACCACUAGGUGGCAGAAUGUGUGCCACCAUUCCCCCCAGACAAGUUAACACUCAAGUGAAAAUCAUCUUGCUCUUGAGUCUUAAGGGCCAGAGGGGCCCUCACUGCAACACUCAUUCUAACCCUUUUAUUGUAUAGCUAAAUAAAUAAGCACAGAAAGGAGUGAUUUGAGCAAGAAAGAGUUGAGGCUCUAAGGGUGCCAUGACUCCCAGCACAUGCCUGUUUCACUGAUCACAGCACAACAUCUUUAGCCCUGCUUGACAUGCUUGACGGAGAAGUUUUCAGGAUGUUUUUGCCAUCACCCACUUAAUAUCUUUCUGCUCAAAUUUAGAGUCUGAGGUGACGAAGGAAGAGUGUUUUGUCCAAAAUGCUUACACUGUCUUCAUACCUUUAUCUAAAACAUGCCUUAUCUCCAAAAGGUGAAAUAGUUCAUAUUUGGAGGCAUCAGCCUUUGGUCAUUAUAUUUUUAAUAUCCAGGAGUACCUGAUUCCCUUAGGCUCACGAUGUGUCCCAUUUCUGCUUACCUCUCUACUUCCCCAGGAAACCAUUAGCACCAAUCUAGUAAGUGCCCAUUUCUGAAGAUUCCCUCCUCUUCCUCUUUACUGAUAGUCUCUUAUGGAGGAUCCAAGAAAUUGAGAAUAGAUUAUGCUCAUUUCUCUGUUUUUUUUUGUGACCCUAAACCAUUGUUUCUAGCCUUACAGGCUACAAAGCUUCAAAUGGCACAUAGGACAGCAAGGUGUUACACAGGAAAGCAGGGGUAGACUGGGGACCAGAGCUGCAUCUGGGAAACACACUUGGAAUGAAUUCCCACACUCCAAUAAACCCUUACCCAAUGUCACAAGCCUAAGGCUGCGGAUGUUUCUAAGUCUCCCCCUAGUUUCACCUUCUGAAAAAUGAACAGUUCCUUCAUUCUUAGUAUUAUAAAUCCCCUGGGGAAACUUCCCCUCAAAACACGGUCAGAGAAAGUGCCACAUUCCCACCUUCUAAAACAUAGCCAUCAUUUGUAACAACUUUAAAGCACGGGAAAAACUCUAUUUCUUGACCAUUCAAAAGGAUUUCUCUGAAGAAAUGCCCCAGCAGCUACUUCUCUUUCCUCCUGCUCUGUCACUAAGACCCGGGCUAAGUCACCUCUAACAUGUCACUUAGGGAAAGUGCCAUGUUAGCAUAAAAGGGCACAAAGUUUUGAAUUAGGCCUGAGUUUGAAUCCCAGCUUCAUUGUGUGGGAUUUAUGGUGGGGACCUCUUAGCCUCAGUUUCCACAUGAGUGAAUUGGCAAAAUGAAGAAUACUUCUAAGGGGUUUUAGUUAGGAUUAAAUGAAAUAUAAAGUGCUUAGUAUCAGGCCCUAGAAUUAGGUAAUACUCAAGAAAUGUUCCAUUUCUUGUUUCCAAAUCCUUUUUCUAAUUAUUCUUCAAAUGGGAUUAAAGAAACUGGUAGGACACAAACCUUACUCAGAAGGUUGCAUGACUGAAUUUGCUUAGGGGAAAAAAAAAUCAUUUCAUUAUAACAAGGCAUUAAAGGACAAAUUGUAUGGUUGAUGAAUUCAGAGACAUGACCAAGUUGCCUCCUUCUCUAAAUAGAACAAAUAUUUUCAUUUUAUUGGUGAAGCUGUUGUCCUCUAGGGUCUCCUCAUGCUAUCCCCAUAUGCUACCUAGUUCCCGGGUCCCAAGCAGGUCACUCUCUGUACCUCCCUAGAUUUGGUGCCUGGUCUGCCCUGGACUUCUGUUUCAGUAUUCUAGCUUUUCAUGGAGGUGAACCCUCACCUUCUUGUUAGUAAAUCUCUGCCAGCCAAAAUCAGAUAUAAGCCAUGAUUUGGAGAGGGAAAGAAUUUGGAAUACUUAGUUUCACUUAAUUAUCUGUGCUGAUGAAUGCUUAUGUCAGUAUUAAUAAACGGGAAUUGAAAAUACUCUUUUCUACCUUCUUCCCCCACAUUUGUGUUUCUGUCUCAACUAGGCAAGAAUCAACAGGGUAUGUGAUACUAUUUUAAGCUGCUCCACAUCAGACUGAAAUCCUAAUUAUAGUUCAUAAGUCAAACAGACCAAUUCAAUAGUGAUGCUUUUUGUACGGUACCUGUGCUAAAGUAGACAAGUAUACAUUUUUCUAUGAGAAAUCUGUUUCUAUAUUCUCAGAACUUAUAUUUUAGAAUGCCUUCCUUGCCUUCCUCCAACCCAACCAAUGCAGAGAUUAUGUCGGAACCCAUGAGCCACCCAAGCUGCUGUGUUCUUAUGCACAGCUCUCACAGUGGAGUUGAAAGGCAGUAUGAGGAGAAUUAGAAGUGCUGUAUUUUGUUCUAUAAAACAAUAAACUACUGUCUCAUGUACCAUUAAGAAAAUUACAAGAGUAUGCAGACUUAUGACUCAUUCAGAGCAUGGGGAGUAGUUCAUGUGUUUGUUAAAUGAAAAUCAUAUGUAGCUAUUUAUGUAUCCCUCAUCAUAACCAGAAAACGUGUUUGUGAAUUUUCUAAACAAAGUGAUAUUUUAAACAUGAGUAAAUUUCAGUGUAUGCUUACCAGUUUACUUUGACUUUAUCUUCAGGUACAGAUAGUUUGUGGUACUACUGAAAAUGCCUUUAAUAUUAUUAUUUUGAUCAGAAUUUGUAAUAUAUAAUCCAGUUUGGGACGAUGAAUAAAAUUUUUCUAAUCACUUGA
Globicephala melas (long-finned pilot whale) is the source of this 6827-nucleotide messenger RNA. It is a transcript of the gene FKTN, whose product is annotated as fukutin. The record is from RefSeq and is a predicted model, not a curated record. Lineage: Eukaryota; Metazoa; Chordata; Mammalia; Artiodactyla; Delphinidae. Gene Ontology annotation, cellular component: Golgi membrane.